This is a messenger RNA of Suillus paluster, 2648 nucleotides long. RefSeq lists its product as uncharacterized. The record is from RefSeq and is a predicted model, not a curated record. Bases 71 to 2212 code for a protein of 713 amino acids. The transcript has 3 exons. Lineage: Eukaryota; Fungi; Basidiomycota; Agaricomycetes; Boletales; Suillaceae.
AAAGUCAGUUGACAUGAAUCACUGAAAAUUAGCGACUGUCGAUCUCCCCUACCAACGCCAAAUUUUAUUGAUGUCCUACACUUCUUCUUUCCUUACCAUGGAUCCAUACGCUGAACGUACUCCAUCUCUUACUAACUCGGAUUCUUCCAGCACUAGUACUUCUAGUAUUAGUGAUCCCGUCUCUAUGGAUCCGCCAUAUACUGACAGAGACAGGCCUCUACCUUCACUUCCUCGUGAACUAUCCAGAAAAUCAUACCAUAUACCUUUUCCUACUCCAAAGGAAAAGCGAGCAUACCCCACAGACCCACAGCGCUCGGCUAGGAGGCCGAGCCUCGUUCACGAACGUCCUCCGCAGCCAGCUUCAUCCAAAGUCAAAUCAAUAGCAUGGAGGAGAAUGCACCGCGCGGCCGUUUAUACACUCAAGCAACCCAACGUUCUUGAACGCUUACUGCAGUUCAUACCAUGGGCUGACUUUUAUGCUCUGUUAUCAACUUGCUCCGACAUGAGGCGCCUCUGGGAUACCCGGGAUCUGCGAGACGUCAUACUAUCCCAUUUCGUUCCCGGCUACGGCUACGCCCUCAUGUAUCGUGACCUCUCUAACUAUCAAGAUAUGGACAUCUCUCUUCAAGACCUUGACCUCUUGCAUGUUUCACAACGUGUUCCCCUCCAUCAAUACCCAGUGCACGCACUUAGGAGUAUAUCGAGCCUAACGCCUAGCCGAGAUUAUGACGCAACCACCGCAAAAUUGACCCACAAGCUAGCCAUUCUAUGUCUGACUCACUCCCGCUUCGUACUCCUCCUUCAGUCUCUCGUCCAUAGUUCUCCUCUCCCCUUGCCCAUCGAUCAAGAUACCCAGUUCCAACCCGCACGCUUCACAUCCAUUUCCCCACCGCUGCCUCAUGGCCUCCGCGAACUCACGUUCCCUGCCCCUCUAUCAUACGUAUCUGACGCUUCCGAAAAAACUCCGUCAGGCGCUUAUUUCCCAGGUACUAGAUCAGAUCCGGGACGCUCCAUGAUUAGUCCCCGUGAUCACGCAAGUAGUACACGCUUAUCGCAAGAGUCUAUUUCAAGGGGCCGCGAUACUUCAAAACCCAGGGUCUCCGCUGAUUUUAAUCUGCCGGUCAAUCAACGGAAACAAAGGAAGCUUUCCAUAUUCGGUGCGAAAAACCCUCCGCCCCCUCCGUCAGAGCCCCGGUCUCUCAAAUACUACGAUGCAAGAUGGCGGCGCACCAUCGCUGCUGGCUCACAAACACAAGUGCCCGCGCAACUCGGCGCGUACGCGAGUAAUCGGACUUUUUUUUCAGAAGAUGACAUCAGAAAGUCCGUAAUGCGUACCCACAGGCGCACAGGAUCUAGUGAGAUGUCUAGUGCAUCAUCUUCCAUCAGUGGCAGCCCUUCCCCACCGUUCUCUCGGAGGUCGGAUGGCGUCUUUAGUCUCUCCACGGGCUCUCCACAUGACCUUCACGCUGCGACUUCACGAAUCCGAGCGCCCGUGCUGCGCGUAUUCGUACCUUGCACAGGCCUCAUCCCCGCAGCAAUCUCGUUAUGCGAACAACAAUUAAUCGACAACGGUCUCUGGGAACACAUGUCAACUGGUGACAUUGUCUGCAACUUCGGCUAUGUCCCUUCCACGCCCGAAUCGGACGAGACUUCAUCGUCAUCACAAGAAUCAGACAGAAGCGCGCCACGCAGAUCAUGGCUGCUUUACAACGGAGACUCGCUCGUUCCCUUCGUACCUCCUGCGCCCCCGCCCGUCGAUGACCCCCUCAGCUUGCCGUCACCGCUGUACUACUCGCACCUCAUGCCUUCGCACGUUCAUCCCCUAUUCGCAUUCGCACCCCCUGGCGGCGGCGGCGUCCCCGAGCUCAAUCUCGUACAAACAACAGAACGCGUCCGUUCACCACAAUCUCGCGGAGGGUGGGCCGCAGCGAAGAAGCAUAUGUGGGUCGCACGUGCACGCGUCGGAAUGGGCUUCGUCGACGUUGACGAUGGGCUUGGCGAAGGGUGGCGCGGCGAAUGGAUCCUCGAGACGGAAGGCACGCGCGAGGGGCGACAAACCCUUGUAGACUGUCUCUCAGGGGACGCAGGUGAGGUUUUCGUGUGGGAGUUUGUGAGGGGGAAGAGUGGCGGUGGGCAAAUAUGGCUAAAACUUGUACGACCGCUACAACCUCCUUCGGACUCAUUGAGAGACCUUCGUAUUUUACGAUCGUGAAUGAACUAUUGUUUUUUAGAGAGGACGCUUUUACUAUAUUCCCCAUACACAACAUUAGUACGCUGGACGCUGCAUAACAUUCUUUUACAUAUUUCUUUACUUUCUGAAUUUUUCACAGCGGUCGCCGUAGGGAUAUUUGUCGACUAUAUUCAGGGGAUCUGUGACUGUUAUCUACUGUUGCAUGCUUAUCUACGUCUCCAUACUAACUACACACGCGCCUACUUAGGCACCUUCGAUAUCCAUGCCGUAGAACGUUGCUAUUCAAGGACUCGGAUCGUGUAUGCGUAUUAUGUUGUAAUAACACAGCCCAUCCAGAACAUGAAGAUUAAUUAAUUGCUCUCCAGACACAAUAUGACUGACGAAUAAUGAUACAAGUCUCUUCAAGCAUCAAACGAGCGUACAGAUCCAGGAAUUGCUCCCGUGGGGUCACCGCGCC